AUGCAAUUAAGCCCAAUAAAAGUAGUUAAGGCCCCAGAUGGAACAAUGAAUAGAGCUGCCCUUGCCGGCGCAUCAUUAGCGAAGGAACGUAGGGAAUUAAGAGCUCAGCAAACGAACGCCGAACUAGAUUCUGUUCCCAAAGAUAUCAACAUUCCAUGGUUAGAUCCUAUGCCCGAACCAGGCGAACGUCAUUUUGCGCAAGACUUAAGGGGUAUUGCAGCAGGCCGUAAGGCCGGAGAAGUGCCAGAAUGGAAACGUGAAACUUUCAAUAAAACAACCAGCUUUGGCAAGGUCACUUCAAUGACAAUUCAAGAACAACGUCAGAGUUUGCCCAUAUAUCAAAUGCGUUCGCUAUUAAUCCAUGCUAUAACAGAGAAUCAACAGUUGAUUAUUGUCGGUGAUACUGGUUCUGGUAAAACUACUCAGAUGACACAAUACCUGGUUGAGGAAGGCUUAGCGGAG
Molecule: messenger RNA, 462 nt
Organism: Acaulospora morrowiae
Lineage: Eukaryota; Fungi; Glomeromycota; Glomeromycetes; Diversisporales; Acaulosporaceae
Source: the annotation of a GenBank genome assembly